AUGGACGAAAAUGUAGAGAAGGAGAGACUGAGGAAGGAAGUUGCUCAGCUCCGCCGAGAAGCGGCUCUGGAAAGAAUGAAGGUCUCCCAGUGCUGCGCAGACCUGCGGGAUUAUGUCCUCCAAAAUGCUGCCAACGACCCACUGGUGCAGGGUAUCCCCGAUGACAAAAACCCCUACAAGGAGAUCAAGGGAGGCUGUGUGAUGUUUUAA
Molecule: messenger RNA, 210 nt
Organism: Pipistrellus nathusii (Nathusius's pipistrelle)
Lineage: Eukaryota; Metazoa; Chordata; Mammalia; Chiroptera; Vespertilionidae
Source: the annotation of a GenBank genome assembly